UGUGUCUGGGGUGGACUUUGGCCUCUGUGAGCCUAUGUUUCCUUCUUAGCUUUGAUAUUGUCAGAAUUUAAACCUUAUCGCAAUUGGAUUGAUAUUUUGAACCUAGUCUGGAACAGGGUGAAAUCCGGCUCCAACAAAAAUAAAUAAGAGAAAUACAAAUAAGUGAAAAAAAAAUGGGAAAAAAAUAGAAUAAGCUGUGCAACUGAAUGUAUUUUUUUGGAAUAAAAUUUUUUUGAAUGUGUAAUUAUUUCUCAUUCCACAAAAUGUUUACCGGUUGCAAUGAAAAAAAGGAAUGAAUAUUUCAUCUCAUUCCAUAUUAUUCUUUUCCAUUCAAAAAAAAUAUCAACAUUCUUUUGAAAAAUCAUUCCAUGUAAAAGUAGCUCCGGAGCAAAUGGAAUACUACUUCCGUUCCAUUGAAUUUUACUAAUUAUCAUUUUUUAAUUUCACUUAUUCCUUUAUUAACAUCCAGUUACAACCUAAAUAUGUUUAUUCUUGUGAAGGAGAGAAUACAUAUGUAUCUAUGUUUUACUUUAUCUAAAUAGUAAUCAGACGAAAUGAAUAAUUUUGUUUAUCACCGGGAAUAAAACACUUUCCACCUUAAAAUUUUACUCUAGAAAUGACAUUCAGUCAUAACCAAAGUUCUCCCAGAAUAAUAUCUCCUGGCAAAAGACGUCCAAAAUAAUAUUAUAUCAUAUCAAAUGUUUUAAUUCAACAGAAAAUGUCAUUAUAAUGGUCAAAAAUAUUAAUUUAAGACACAAAUUACAUAUCAGCAUUAUCGACAGCAUUGUCAAUUUUUUAUUUUCUUCGACCCUUUUAAAAACCCUCUCUACAAAAACCUCUCUCUAGACAAAUCACACUUGCAUCAAAUACAAACCCUCUGCAAAUAACAAAAAAAAACACACACACACACAAACAAAAAAUCAAAAAUGGGUCUGAUUAGCAAAGAAGAGAUCAGCAAAACAAGAAGAUACUCAUCUUCUCUAUGGAGAUGCAUCAAGACCAUCUUCGUUCUCUUCACUAUGUUCCUCUCUUUCAUCCUCUUCUCUGCUCCUAUCUUCCUCUCUGUCGCAGACGCCGUCCUACCCUCCAUCAUCCUCUCAUCCUUCUCUUCUCUCCUUCGUCUUUCUCCGGCGACUGUUUCUUCUCAUAUAAGCAACUACGAUUUCAGAUACUCCCUCAUCGAUAUUCCUCUCAUCUCCAUCAUUAGAUCUUCCAUUAUUCUCUGUGUUUACGGGCUCUGUGAUGGACCAAAGCUAUCAAGGGGACCAUAUCUGACCAUAACGAUGAUAUGCUCGAUAUGUUCAUUAAUCUACGUGUCUUUUAAGGCAGCUGUUGUGUUCGGCGAGCCAGUGGUCGGAGACGGGGGAGGAAAGUUUAGAACAGAGGAAGUGGCUCUGUUUGUGUGUUCGUGGGUCUUAGCCAUCGGUCAUAUCGUUGUGGCGUACAGAACGAGUUGUAGAGAGAGAAGAAAGCUCUUAGUCUUCAAGAUCGACAUCGAAUCCAAAGGUCCAAAGGAUAAUCUGUAAAGGAGGCAAGAACAGAUAACGAAUGGGCUUUAAUAUAACACUAUUGCUUUUCCAUGUGACACUAUCUAAGACAGCUCCAAUGAAUUGGCAGUUGUUUACUAUAUUAUAGAUUUAAAAUUAGGUAGACACACACACACACAAAAAGAAUCGUUGUAGGAGGUUUUUUCCCUUACUUUAAUGAAUGAUCCACCGUUACACUCUUGUCUUUUUGUUUUGUUUGUACAAACCUUAUUUUCAUCAAUGAAAUAAGAAGCCGAAGGCAUCUUUCUCCCA
Molecule: messenger RNA, 1799 nt
Organism: Brassica rapa (field mustard)
Lineage: Eukaryota; Viridiplantae; Streptophyta; Magnoliopsida; Brassicales; Brassicaceae
Source: RefSeq, a predicted model, not a curated record